Molecule: messenger RNA, 435 nt
Organism: Acomys russatus (golden spiny mouse)
Lineage: Eukaryota; Metazoa; Chordata; Mammalia; Rodentia; Muridae
Gene: Dynlt1
Product: dynein light chain Tctex-type 1
Exons: 5
Coding region: 94-435 (113 amino acids)
Biological process (GO): microtubule-based movement
Cellular component (GO): cytoplasmic dynein complex; cytoplasm
Molecular function (GO): dynein intermediate chain binding
Source: RefSeq, a predicted model, not a curated record
GUCCUUGGCGCGGGGGCGGAGGAGUAGGCGGGGCCUGAGCGCGCCUGCGCAGUCCACUCUACUCGGCGGCGAAGGAGAAGCGUUAGAGGGAAGAUGGAAGACUUCCAGGGUUCUGAGGAGACUUCAUUUGUGGUUGAUGAAGUGAGCAACAUUGUAAAGGAGGCUAUAGAAAGUGCCAUCGGUGGUAAUGCCUACCAGCACAGCAAAGUCAACCAGUGGACCACGAACGUGGUAGAGCAGACCCUGAGCCAGCUCACCAAGCUGGGGAAGCCAUUCAAAUACAUUGUGACCUGUGUGAUCAUGCAGAAGAAUGGAGCUGGGCUCCACACCGCAAGUUCCUGUUUCUGGGACAGCUCCACGGAUGGCAGCUGCACAGUCCGAUGGGAGAACAAGACCAUGUACUGCAUCGUCAGUGCCUUUGGUCUGUCCAUCUGA